This is a messenger RNA of Ixodes scapularis (black-legged tick), 1498 nucleotides long. RefSeq names its product protein ALP1-like. The record is from RefSeq and is a predicted model, not a curated record. The transcript is spliced from 7 exons. NCBI's taxonomy places the organism in Eukaryota, Metazoa, Arthropoda, Arachnida, Ixodida, Ixodidae. The coding region runs from base 122 to 1498 and encodes 458 amino acids.
CUGUCUCUCCCGGGCGUCGCUGCUCCCCGGCUCGCCGCUCACCUGUUUUUGUUUUGGCUCGACGGGUAGGCGUGCGCUUCACGUUGACGCUGCACCAAACGGAAAGCACGGCGCGAAGCUGAUGAUGGACGAUUACAUAGAUGAAGAAGAGGAGAUCGCAAUGAUUCUCCUCUCGUCUUCGCUGCUUGCGAUGGAGGAAGAGGAGCAGCGAGCGCCGAAAAAGCAGCGUCGCCGUCGGCGGUGGUGGGUUCGCCCAUGUUUGCGAGACCGCGAAAGGACGGGACAAGCCAGCUGCCUCCUUCCUCGUCUUCGCUCGUAUGACGAGGAGUAUUACCGAGAUUUUCUUAGGAUGCCGCCGCGGUCCUUCGACACUCUUUUGAGCCUCGUCGGCCCCCACAUUACGAAGGAGGAAACCCGAUUCCGACGCCCGAUCUCUCCCGACGAUCGCCUGGCUUUGGCCGUCAGAUUCUUGGCAGCAGGUGAAACGCUGAGGUCCUCCUCAUACAAUUUCCUCUGUGGGAGAACAACAGCGUGCAAAAUUGUGUCGGAGGUAUGUGCAGCUAUCUGGGACAUCCUGAGUCCCAUUUACGUUGUAUGCCCGAAGACCGCAGACGCCUGGAUCAGGGUUGCUGGCGAGUUCGAGGAAAGAUGGAAUUUGCCACAUUGCUUGGGUGCGAUUAACGGCAAGCACGUCAGCAUCGAGUGUCCUGCGAAGUCCUGCAGCCAGGACAGAAAUUAUAAAAAUGGCUUCAGCAAGUCGUUGCUUGCUGUUAGUGACGCCUACUACAGGUUACUGUAUGUGGAGAUUGGCCACCAUGGCAGCGAGUCGGACGGAGGCAUCUUCGCACGUAGCGAGCUACAGCGCCGCAUUGUCGCAGACCAACAGGGCAUUCCCCCAGAUUCUAGUCUAGGCAACAUUGGCACAGUGCCUUAUUUCUUGGUUGGGGACGAGGCCUUCCCACUGAAGAAGUACCUUAUGCGGCCUUAUCCAAGAAAAAGCCUACAGCCCACACGCACUGAAGGCCAGACGGACGAUACUGACCAAGCACCUAAUGAAGAGAGGCCAUCUGGGGAACGCGAGGCAUGCAACCGGCGGCGCGUCUUCAAUUACCGGCUUAGUAGGGGCCGAAGGGUUGUAGAAAAUGCCUUUGGCAUUCUCGCCCAAAAGUGGCGCAUUCUGCGACGCCCUUUUAGGGCGAACACAGAAAACACAAGCAGAUAUGUGGCAGCCUGCAUUGCGCUUCAUAACUUCCUGCUCAAGGAAUCGCAGGUUUCCUCAACGUCCUAUUGCCCACCAGGCACUGGCGACACUGACGACUGGGAAGGCAAUAAAAGAGCUGGCAGUUGGCGGGCAGAGCCCAACUCCACUGCUGCACUCACCAGCCAGCAAACACACGUGGUCGUCCCACCAGAGCUCAAGUACAUUAGCGAAAAAUUUUACAUGUCGACCAUUUGCAUCUGGAUACACAAUAAUAGUUACAGGGCUGAGUGGAAGUAA